Messenger RNA from Amoebophrya sp. A120, 6980 nucleotides. Lineage: Eukaryota; Dinophyceae; Syndiniales; Amoebophryaceae. The record is from the annotation of a GenBank genome assembly.
CCAAGUUGCAACCCGGAUGUCGGCGCUCCACAAGUUUCGCGCAGUGAUGAGCGUCCUUCCGAGCCUAAUGAACGAUUUGGCGGCGCGGUGGGUGGUUCCUAGUCUCGGACAGAAGAACAUGAUUAAAAAGAGCAGUGGUCUGAUCAUGAAGCGGGGAGGUGGUGCAGCUUCAGCUAGUGCUAGUGUGGGCAUCAACAUUCCUAAAAGCAGCACUGCUGGCACUGUGCGUCGACCACACUUGGAGGCCACACAGGAGGAGGAAAGCGAAGAGGAAGAUGAUGCAGCAGGUGCUGUUCAUGCAGAUAACGCAAAAGACGCAUUUAGCACUGAUGUUGGCCUUGACCCUGGUACUAGUGCUGGUGACACCGGGUCGCUCAUAGGCACGGAAGCGGCUGCGAUGUCGACUGCAGCAGAGGAUCGUGGUGAGGAGGGCCAAAAACUAUUUCCGGGUCGUGCCACGAAUCAGCGGUCGCCAGCUGCUGGAGUCCACCGACGCACUUCUAGAGCGGUUGGGCCGGGAGAGGCGAUUGAGCUGGACGAUGACCCAGUUCAUUUCUUGGGGCGAGAACAAGAAAAAGCUCAUGAUCCAGACAACGAGUUAGUACCAGAGCAAGUGCAAGGGCAACAAGAACCGCACGGUGAAGUACAUCAAGAUCAGGAUGGGCUUUCCUCGACAUCCUGCUCCCUUUGCGGGCAAGAGCACCAUCAGGACUCGCACGAGCAGCCCUCCGCGCUGCAUAAAAUGCUGGACGUCGCAAUCAACCAGGUUCUGCAGAACUACGUUGUUUACCCACUUGUCCGGGGGCUCGACACGGUGGAGGAAAAAAUCAUCGAGCACAGCAGGCGGUCCAGCGCGCAGAACAGCCCGAGCCUUUCGUUUCAGCACCAAGCGCCCUCGUUUUUCAUGCGAACUACUAGUGCGGAGGAGGACCACAUCAACUCGGGGACUAAUGAUGGAAAGGAUGAAGACGGUGUUGCGCACGGAGCUCCUGAGCGAGAUCUUCAGCACAUAAUGCCUACUGCUUCUACUAGCGCAGCCGCCGGAGGACCACCAACAUCAUCAAAUGUUGUCCCAGCAAACGCGCAACAAUCGCAGAGCCUGUUGCAAUUGAAGAUCAACCGCAACAAAUCUGCUCCAGCAGGACUGAAUCAAUUGGGAAAGAGGACAUUAAACGAUGGCACUAGUGGGUGUAGUCCUGAGCAGCAGUCGAGCUGCGGUGCGAGCAACCUGAACGACCCGACGGAGACUUCUGACUCUGCCACGGUGACAUCCGAGCUGACGGCCGGCGUACCUGACCUGGCGCCGGAUGACCCUUUGCUACAGGCUUUAGGAGCUGCUUCUCGGCAGGAGCUGCAACUCGCAGGUGGAGGUGGAAAUUCGCAUCAUCAUCAGCUCGUACAACGAGGAAAUGGACAUCAGCAACCUGCUCCGGCGACACCGUCGAACUCAUCAACCCGUGGGGCUACCACGUUGAUGUCCAGUAUGAAUCUGAGCACGGUUCUUGGCCCGCGGCUCUCCGCUUUACUGACCAUGUUCGUGGAAGCCGACGCGGCGGACGGUCUGGAGCUGCAGCGCUCCCGCCAGGAAACCGAAGACCGUAUGCGCGAGAUGCUCUACGCCGGAGUGCGCCGGUGUGGGCUUUUACCCUCGGUGGAACAUCAACCAGAGAAAGACGGCAAGAAUUUGGGCCAGGUCCCGGUCGCGCGGAGACAAAGCGAGCCGGGGAAUAUGGGUAGCGCCUUGCGGAUAUCAAAUGUAAAGAUGUCUGGGUCUGGAAACUUGUGAUGCUGAGUGGCGUAGCAUGAGGAGGCCACAAGUGCUGGCUCAGCAUGACAAAUUUCUGAGCUUGUAGGUGUUGCCUAUUCUGCAUGACAAAUUGCGUCUCCCCAUGACAGAAAAAUGCGGCUCUCUGGCAACGUGCAUGACAGAUUUAAUAGUCAUGCCAGACAAGCAUGACAAACAUGCAUUCUUCCAGGAGACCCAGACACUUUUACAUUUGAUAGCGGAAGCAAGAAGGUGAACACAUGGUGAAUCAGAAACAGCUGUUACAGCAGAGCGGACGCGGGUCGUCUUCUUGUGCGGAUGUACUAGAACAAACGGCUUCAAGAUCAUCAUCUUCAAAUCAACUUGAACGAAGGGCCAGCACGGGUACCUCCGCAGCGAGCCAUUUGGCGUCUAGCGUACCAAAAUCGUCGCUGACCACGCUUCCAGGCGGAGCAGGAGCGAGCAAACCUCCACUUCUGCUGCACCGGGAGGACAAUUCCAGAGACCUGCGAACUACAAACAAGGAUAGCGCCGGCUCUGUGGGAGCAGGUGGCUCGGUUGAUGCCAGAACAUCAAGUUCUAGUGGCAAGGACGGCACGGCAGGAGCAGGGUCAUCUACUUCAGCAAUCCCGUUGUACGAGCAGCAAGGUCGUGCUGCUGCAAACAACGGUGGGAAAGGGAAUCAUGCUGGAAUAUUAGAUGAGUCUGACUCAUUCCCCUCAAACUAUGAUGCCGAUCUGCUGUUUCUCCCGGCCUCCCGAUACAAGCUAAGUUUGCCCGUGAUUCGCAAGAUGCUCCUCACGAUGCACGCCCUGCACCGACGGGCGCACCUUUGUCAUGACGACUUUUCCCCGAACUCUUUUCGGAUUGACAGCGAAGGAAAUCCGAUGCUAAUCUCGCUCGAAAGCGCCAAGAAAAUUGAGGUAUGAUAGAAAAGAUCAUAGUAGCGGCUUUUCAACAUUUUCUUUUUCGGGUCUGGAGAGUCAGUGCAGCACGACCUGUGCCUGUCCAUAGAAGUAAGUCCUGUGCAUAGAAGUAAAAACCAACAAAUUCAUCGUUUUUCUUUUUUGAUGAUAAAGACCAAACGGCAAGAAAAGAUCAUAAGAACGUGCAAAAAACCCACAGGAACUGCAACAAAUCGCGCUCCUGGAGCGUUGCUCUCACCUGCGCUACUCGCGUCUUCGCUACACGGCCCCGGAAAAGGUUUCGGAACAAGAAGCCUACACCGAGUUGGUCGACGUCUGGGCCUUCGCUAUCACCAUUCACGACUGGCUUUUAGCUGGCCCGGAGCACUACGGAAAGGGGCCAUUGUACAGCGUUUUACAAGGUUCACCGGAAGAGGUUUUGCAGCAGCUAAAACAGUAUGAACUGCAAAAGUAUCGUACUCCUACUCGUAGUAUUCGGAAUGUAAAUUAGCUCGGCAUGACAAAUGGAAUUUCUCAUGCUGAUUUACCUUGCGAAAGAAAUUUGUCUUGCAUGACUGCGAUCAUUAGUACGAGUGCGAUACUUUUGCACAGGAUAAGCAGUUGGACAGCGACAAACACGGGACCCUUUUGAGACAAAAACUUUCCCAGAUCCGCCUCCUGAUCGAGGAGCACGAGCGGUAUGCAUUGCAAAUAUGUCUGGGUCUUUCUAGAAGAGUCCGAGUUUGUCAUGCUAAAUCUGAUCGACGCAAAGAUCUGUAUUGCGUGACCAGCACAAGAAGUCCUCACUUUGAGUUACCAGGAAGCGGCAUUUCUCAUGCGGAUAAUUCAGCAUUGCGUAGCCUUCUCACAGCUUGUGAUGCCAGAGCCCGCAUUCGAGACCGUCUUGGUCAUGCAAGAUAUGCAUGACAAACCUGGCAAUCUUGUUCCAGACCCAAACACAUUUGCAGUGGAUAAGUGGGACUACUUACCGAUUUGGUCCUUCCUCGAGCCGUUGCUGGUCCCCCACGACCCGAGUAACGGAUCCACCCGCCCUACGUUCCGGAAGGCUUUAUGGCAGGGCACAACUCCCCCCUCCCCCUCAUUUGUCAUGCAAAAACCCGACUACAGUUGCUACCUUGUCGUGGCACCGUGUGCAUGACAAAUUCAGGAAGUCUAAAUAGUACUACCCUCGGCGCAUGAACUUGUCAUGCACAGGUUCCACCUAUAAAGGUGUUUGUAGUGCUGUUGAUGCCAUACAAAUGAGGGAGAGGGGGGUUUGUGCACUCUCAUAGUCUUUGGACAUUUUUGACGAAAAGUUUGGGAAAAUCGUUCUGCAAAUGAUGAAUAACGUGGAUGAAUUUCUUAUGGAUGUGUCAGGAUUGAAAUCGACAAAGUUGAAAUACUUAACUUGCAAUGCAUAAAAUGGAUGAAAGUUGUAGCCCAUUUUCCAAGUGACGCAUGACAAAUUUAGGUAGAACCGAAAUCCAGUCUGCCAUGCUGUUUGGGUAAGGAAGACGCCUUUUGUCAUGCUACUUCAGCUGCUCAGUUUCUACCCCGAAACAGGCUUACAAUCUGCCUCCCUUACCUACUCUGCAAGACAAGCACUUUGUGGGUUGCAUUUUAUGCAUGACAAACCAUUUCAACUUUGACGAUUUCAAUUCUGACCCUUCCAUAUUUCUGGAAGAAGCGGCUUCCAGCAUCUCCGGCUUCACAAACAGCAGCUCCACAAGCCGCAGAACCGCAAAAUCGGUCCGGUCGAGUGCGGCCAACAGCCGGAUUGGAAGUGGGCCGGUUGGUUGUUCCGGAGCUGCCACAGGUACUGUUCCUCACGUAGGAGCAACUACCUGGGGAGCGACAACAGGAGCAGGUCCGGCCUCUGCCAAAAGCUCUGCGGCGCCGUCGCAUAACCACUCGCCAUUACUUCCCGGCGAUGAGGCAGCGCUAGAUGACCUGUCGUGGGACCCCCUCGGUUACGGUACGGUGCAGAAUCUUGAGGAGGCGUCUGGGCAAAGAAUACGCAGUCGCAGCAGCAGCCCCCGGAAGUUGUCGCCAAGAAGGGUGGUCAGCGUGCCAGGGGGAAGCAGUGCAUUGAUGAGCAAUGGAGGCGGAGUGACGUCAAGUCGGGGCACGACGACCGGUAGCUCUUACCUUACCCUCGCGCUUCCUCAACAUCAUCGGCUGCAUCACCCCUACAUGGAUGAGAAUCACCCGCUUUCGCGGCAAGUUUCGCCCCCACUCCAGGACCUCCCUGAGGAGAGCGAGAGCAUAUUUGACGACUUGGACGAUCUCCCCGACACCUGUUGGUCUCGACAGAGUUCCGUUCUGACAUAUUCGGAUCCCCUGGCACAAUCUUCCUCCCGACAAUCUGCCGCGGACGAGGGUAGCGCUCUGGGGUCCGACGACGCGCUCGGGAUCCGGGACUUCCUGCUCAAGACAUCGACAUCUUCGUCUUCCUCCCGAGGAGGUGGCCACUCCAGGUCGGCGAGUGUGCCAGCUGCUUCUGCGACAGCUUCAGAAACAAUGGCAGGCACGGAGGAAAGACGCGAGGACCUUCCGGAAAUAUUGAAUCCGCAGGAUGGCGUGGUGGGAGAAGAUGUUGACAUGGAGGAAGACGUCGACCGAACACGGCAGGAAAUAAACGAGCACGAACUACAGGAGCACGACAAGGAAACAACUUGCUCAUCUACUGUGCAGGAUAUUAACUCUGCUCACUACUUGAUGCCAUCUGUUCAUCAUCAUCUGCCAGCACCCGCGGCAGAAGUAGGAGCACCGUUGCGCGGGCCUCUGCUUUCUGAGAUCUUUGGAAAAGAUGUCAAUCGAUCCGCUGCAGGAGCACCGCCACCACGGGUUGAUGUAGAUGUUGUUCCGGAGGGAACUUCUAGUACAAGUGCUGAUUCUUCAUCUUCUUGUCGGCAUCCUCGCUUACCGCGAGACCACCCAGAAGCUGCGGGCACGAAAGCCUGUUGCAUUUCCUGGCCCACUACUCCAGGAACUGGAGAGACGCAAAGUUAUGACGAGACGGACGAUAUGGAGCAAGAAACCCCUGUACAACGCCUCGCACAAGACAAUGGAACGCCACCAGCUGGAGGUCCGAGUGCUGGUGGACAAGAUGAUGCUACUACUAACCCUAAGAACACUGAUCAUAUUCUCGCCACCAUUUCAUCACGACCCUCCAGCAGCGAGCAAUGGGCGACGUCCAACCUAAAACUCUUUCGCGCUAUUUUCGCCGUGUUGCCAACCUGGAGACUCACAGCGCCUUCUGCAGGUGAUAGAACAAGCAUGUUGGACGGCCAUCAAGAAGAACUUCAACUUGGUACAACAACCGGGCCGACCGUUUCGACAGGACGAGUAUCAAGACCAGCAAACGGGGCGGGGUCUAGUACCUCACAACGACACGGCGCUCUUGCCACCUGUACGGGUGCUGCAAAAAGACAAGUGAUGCUAGAACUGAAAGACACCUGCAAGAAAGAUCCCGAUGUUCUUGGACCAUUCGGCUGUGGCAGCUUGUUUCCUCUGGAACAGCAGGAUGCUGCAAUUACCAGCGCGGCCGCGACCUUGUCCCGAACCAUUCUCGCCGGAUUUCAACGCAGCUUGCUCCGCGUGGUGCCAGCCUCGGUGCAAUAUUGGCUGCCGAAUUUCGCGUCGUGCGGCUGGGUGAGCGACCUGGAUAUCAAAAUGAAAAAUCCCGCCUCCCGUUAUCGAAACGAAGUUUCUGAUGCUGGAUUUGCGUACACAAAUCAGAUUUGUCUUGCAGUAGAGGACUGCAGGCCCAUAUCAUGCCAAUGCAAAGAGGUUUUGGCCUAGGCACUCCGCAUGAGGAACGUCUUUGCUGUAGGCCCAACAGCACUACAAAUCGCCUGCAUAAUGUGGCGGAGCCUGUGCCUUUCCUUUGUUGCUAGACAGACGCGAUUUGUGAUCACAAAUAAGCAUCGCAAAUUCUUUGAGGUGUGCCUUUUUGAUAUGGGGAGGGGGGAUUUUUCCUUUCGAUAAUGGAUCCGGGGAAUUUCAGCAGUCCAGAGGAGAACCUGCGCCUGGAUAUGCUCACUGAUCACGGGUUCUUUGCAAGAACAGCUUCGGAGAAUGAUGUGACACCGGAGCAAGUACGACAACCAGAAGCACGACCACAUGGGCGGGCAGAACAAGAUCUAUUUUUGCAAGAACCUGUCGAUGAGCUUCCAGUUGAGAAGAUGCAGCUACGCCCGGGACCGCACGCCACAACACAGGCUCAAACAACUAGUACAACUUUGGCAAAAACAAAAAAUCAAAGUAUGGAGGCGGUAGCUCCACAGCGGUCUAAUUUCUUGCUGUAA